AUGCCAAUGGCAAAUCCGAUUACUAUAAUUCUUAUAGUAUCACUUAUGUUCUCCUUGUUCAAUCGAUCCUUAGCCAUUAAUCGAGUUACAUACAAUGUUUUAGAUUUAGGAGCAAAGGGUGAUGGCAAAACUGAUUCGACUACGGCUUUCUUGAAAGCAUGGUCCGCAGCUUGUGGCUCGCCUGGUCCAGCCACAGUCUAUGCGCCUCCGGGAAGGUACUUGGUUAAGAAUGCACACUUCAAAGGACUAUGCGAGAACAAAGCUAUAAUUAUUAAAAUCGACGGUACACUCGUGGCACCUUCGGACUAUGAUGUGAUCGGAAAUGCAGGUAACUGGCUUUUAUUUGAAGGUGCAGAUGGGGUUUCAAUUGAAGGUGGCAUUCUUGAUGGACAAGGCACUGGCUUGUGGGCUUGCAAGAGUACCGGCAAGAGUUGCCAUAGUGGCGCAACAACAUUGGGGGUUUCAAACUCAAAAGAUGUCGCAGUCAAUGGAUUAACGUUGCUAAAUAGUCAAAUGUUCCAUAUAGUAAUCAACGGAUGUGACAACGUAGAGCUUCAAGGAGUAAAAGUUUUGGCUCCAGGCAAUAGCCCUAACACAGAUGGCAUUCACGUCCAAUUGUCGACCGGAGUCACAAUCUUGAACUCUAAGAUCAGUACCGGAGAUGACUGCAUCUCAAUUGGUCCAGGAACCUCAAACUUGUGGAUUGAAAACGUUACUUGUGGUCCUGGCCAUGGCAUCAGCAUUGGAAGUCUGGGCAAGGAUUUUAAAGAAGUUGGUGUUGAGAAAGUGACAGUUAAAGCGGUUACAUUUAAGAAUACCCAAAAUGGUCUAAGAAUAAAAACAUGGGCCAGACAAAGCACUGGAUUUGUACGAGAUGUUCUCUUCCAGCAUGCCAUUAUGACAAAUGUGCAAAAUCCCAUUGUGAUAGACCAAAAUUAUUGUCCAAACAACAAAAACUGUCCAGGCCAGAUUUCGGGCGUGAAAAUAAGUGAUGUUACGUACAAGGACAUCCAUGGGACAUCGGCAACUGAAGUUGCUGUGAAGUUCGAUUGUAGCAAGGCAAAUCCAUGUCGGGGAAUUAGAUUGGAAGACGUAAACUUAACUUACAAAAAUCAAGCAGCCAAAGCGUCAUGCGCAAAUGCUGCCGGGACGACUUCUGGUGUAAUCCAGCCAACAAGCUGUUUGUAG
This is a messenger RNA of Olea europaea var. sylvestris, 1188 nucleotides long. RefSeq names its product polygalacturonase-like. Lineage: Eukaryota; Viridiplantae; Streptophyta; Magnoliopsida; Lamiales; Oleaceae. Gene Ontology annotation, biological process: carbohydrate metabolic process. Gene Ontology annotation, molecular function: polygalacturonase activity. The record is from RefSeq and is a predicted model, not a curated record. The transcript has 4 exons. The coding region runs from base 1 to 1188 and encodes 395 amino acids.